Molecule: messenger RNA, 8507 nt
Organism: Delphinapterus leucas (beluga whale)
Lineage: Eukaryota; Metazoa; Chordata; Mammalia; Artiodactyla; Monodontidae
Source: RefSeq, a predicted model, not a curated record
AUGGCGCCAUCGCCCAGGACCAGCAGCCGGCAAGAUGCGACCGCCCUGCCCAGCAUGUCCUCAACUUUUUGGGCGUUCAUGAUCCUGGCCAGCCUGCUCAUCGCCUACUGCAGUCAGCUGGCCGCCGGCACCUGUGAGAUUGUGACGCUAGACCGCGACAGCAGCCAGCCGCGGAGGACGAUCGCCCGGCAGACGGCUCGCUGCGCGUGCAGGAAGGGGCAGAUCGCGGGCACCACCAGAGCCAGGCCCGCCUGCGUGGACGCACGAAUCAUCAAAACAAAGCAGUGGUGUGACAUGCUCCCUUGUCUGGAGGGGGAAGGCUGUGACUUGCUGAUCAACCGGUCAGGCUGGACGUGCACGCAGCCCGGCGGGCGGAUAAAGACCACCACGGGGCCUUAUAACCGGAGCCACCCCUUGUAUCAGGAUUGGACCUGGAUCCUAGCGUUCCUGAUCCCAAACCAGAGGCUCCAGAAUGCUUUCUUCCCUGCCGGAGGAGGAAACAACACAGCUUGUCCAUAAUGAGGCAGCUCAACAGAAAUAGAAACUGUGGUCCACCAGGACCCAGCCCCCCUCAGAACCCCACCACGCUGGGACGCAGCCUGGUGCAGACUUUCUAGAAACUUCUCUCAGAAGACAGACUCCAAGAACGAGUCAUGAGCCAAAGAAAAUAAAUAAAUGGCUGUAAAGAUAGACAUAAUUUUCCCACAUCAGAAUAAAGAAACAGUAUUUUUUUUUAGAAAGAGAAGCUAGACCAUUUAGCUACACAAUAAAUCUGUAUUAUUACAGCCAUCAGCUUGCCUAAAGUAAGGACACUCCAGUCUGCUUGUCUAUAAAAGCUAAAUAGAACACACAAACCUUCCCCCAGAGGGCCCCGGCAGCUCCCGCCCAUCCUCCCGCAGCUCUCUGCCUCAUGGCACAGAAGGGCUGCACUGUCUGUGCCGUCCCACAUCACUUGAUGCCCUGGUUCGAGCAGUCCGCUGCCUGGCCCCCGGUCCCUCACGUCCAGGUGCUGCAUCCUAGUGGUGACUGAGUGGCGAAUGCUUUCAUGGUGAGGAGAGGUGAGAUGCCUGGAUCAGCCCGGCUGCACCCAGAGCUGGUAUCUCAUCUUCGGGCUCCCUGCUCAGACCCAGAAAGUCUAAGAAGCAGCUUACAACAGGUGCGGGGUGCGGGGCUUGUGGUGGUUCUGGCCGUCCCCAGGUUUAUCCUAAGCUCUUGCUCUCAGGUCUCCUCCCUCUCGUUCUGCUGGGACCCCCAUGUCAGCGCUGAGCCCCUGUCUGGCACUUGCUGUGCCCUUGUCCCUUUAUCCCCUGAGGCUCAGUCACCCUAUGAUCUGUGGCAGCAGCCUCGCCCCGGGUGAGCGGGCACUGAAUCCGCUCCUGUCCUCCGACCCGCAGGUCCCGCUUUGCGAGGGGGAGGUCAGUGAGCACCCAGACAUGCCGACCCUUUACACUUCGCUCCAGACGGCCCUCCCAGCCUUUGCUGGCUCUCCAUCAGCCCAGCGAGGGCUGCGGUCUGUCUCCUCAGGCCCUGGGAGAUGAGUGGCUUCGGGUGAUCGAAGCCAGGUGGAGGCUUUGUUAGCCAGGGACCCCAGGAGGAGAGACCCACUCCGGCCGGUGCUGAGGCUGCAGGGCAGAUGUGGUCCCCCGAGCCCUCACCAAGGGCUGCGGUGUGAGGAUGGAAGGAUGGGGCUCCCGGGGUCAGACCCUGCGUGUCCCCGUUGGCUGUGCCGCCCUGGGGCUUCCAGACUCGGGCCCUGGCGGGGCCGCAAAGGUAGUGAUGCACAGAGCCGCCUGUCUGCUCUGCCUGGUGCAGGGCAGGGCUCGCCACUUCACGCUGCUUCCUAAGCACAAGGGGACGUGUCCUGAGGCCACAGGGCAGGGACGGAACUGCCCCUCCGGCUGAGAGGGCCCUCGGCACCCCACCCAGGCUUCCCCUGUCCACCUGCCCCGCUCCAUCCCCUCCCAGCUUCUCUCCUACCUGGCACCGUCGUGGCCUGGCCCUUCAGAACUGGCCCAGCAAGGUCCCGCCAGGCACUGUCCCCAGCCCUCAGCCCUGCAGAUUCCCCAGAGCGUCAUGGGCCGGGCAUGUUCCAUAUCAUCAGGGCUGUGCUCCCUGUUUGGGGGCAGUUCACGUGACCUUGCUGUGCUGUGGGCUCCAGGAGACGAGACCCUCCACUCCUUGCCUACUAAGGACCCCUAAAUAUCAGGAGGUGGCGUAGUUGUCAUUCUUCUUGGCGUUUAGCAGCCCCUAGAUGGGGGCAGAGGAGUGAUGGAGAUUGGGUGGGGGGGCAGAGGUCCUUAGAAGCAGCCGCAGUGACAAGACACAGGUGCGUCUGGGGCAGCUGGGCUGGUGCUCGAGGGGCGGGGGAGGGACUGGGGCCCUGCUCUCUCAAUCUGGGCAUCCUCAGACCAGGCCUUGGCCCUCGCGCUGCCCGCCCCCACUUUGUCCCCGGCCCCGCCGUUCGAGGUGCCGCAUCUCUCUGUCCCGUCUCCCCACCUGUGCGCUAGACGCCAGUGCGAGUUUUCUCAGGGCCUUGGGUCUCCAGGUGGCCGGUCAUCUCCUCCCUCACAGCAGGGCAGAGGAGGACGUGUCUGAGCAGCCAGGGCACCUCUGCAGACGAUCGUGUGCCCUCCCUCCUCGGGCGUCUGGGACAUCCCAGGCUCAGGAGUCAGUUAACCGCACUCCUCGGGUGCGAACUGGCCGGAUAAGGUCAGGAAAUGGUCCCAGAACCUCAAUCACGUGGCUGGGCAUGGAUGGGAUGAUGUACAGCCUUUCCAGAAGCUUCUCCCCGGGUUGUUUUUACUCUCUCCGUGGUAGCAGCCUUCAUGGUCAAGCUCUCUCGCGCAGGCCAUGGUCAUCUCACUGCCCCGCAGUUUCUACGUCUCCGCUGUCUGUUAGAACCUUUUGUUCGGGGCUUUCAGCUCAGAACAUUGUGCUCUUUAAACAGGAGACUCAGCCUGACCCCAAAGGCAAAUGGAAACUUUUAGAGGAAGAGGGAAUAUCGCUCAGGGGACUCACAGGGCUGGAAGGUUUCCUUUUAUUUUAUAAACGAUGCUUUUAUAGCGUCCAAAUACCAAGAAAAACCUCCUCGUCACCUCCUUGGCCGGCGGGAAGGACUGCCCUGGACGGGAACCCUGGCCGUGUCCACAGCUCCGUCCUCAGACCAAACACUCCCUGGGCUCUCGCCACAGACUGAGAGGCUCUGUCCACUGAGCCCGGUGACCGCAGGGGACGCGGGCAGUGCUGGGCGGGCUCCUGUGUCAGUUUGUCCAGCGUGCAAGGUUAGGUGACCCUGAGACCAGCUCUGUCCACCUCGGGGGCGGAGUCCCAGAGAAAUAGCCGCAGACCCCGAGGAUGCAGCCCAUGACCUUGGGGUGUUGGACGGCCAUGCGCAGAGCUGGAGCCGGCUGAGUGCCGGCUGCUUUCCAGGCCCAGGGACACCAGGGUGUCACACAGAGGCUGCAACCCCAGGACACUCUGGAUCUCCGCACACCAGGAGAGCAGCGGCACUGGCCACCGGGAUUCAGGAAGCUGGGUGCAGCUCCCAGAAAGCCCCUCGGUGGGGAGAGCAGAGUUGAGAACAGCUCCCUGGCAGCAAAAGUGGGGUGUUGGAGCCUUGUCAGUCACCUGGGACCGGCCGCUUUGCCUCCCUGGGCCUCUGUUCCCACUGGGGUAGAAGGUCCUAAAGCCAUGCGGUCAAAGGGUGUCUGGGCGAUGUUGCAUACGAAGCCAUGGUCAGCAGGACAGGGGCUCAGAGAGGGUGUCACUGCCCAGUUCAGAGGGGAGGGAGGUGACCCCGGCCCUGAAGGAACCCACGGGGGUUUGGGGAGACCCCCAGUGCAGUGACAGGUCUGACCCAUGAGAAAUGUAUAACCAGGACGAGCAGGUGCCCUCCGGGAGGCCAGCUCUGGCAAAGCUCAGGGCCCUCCAAGGAGCCGGGGCCCACGUCAAGUUUCUUGACCAAGCUCAGCUCGGGGUUGGAGUCACAGGGCUGCUUAGUGGGACUGUCCAGGGGGCCAGUGGAGCAGGGAAACCCCUACACGGGAGCCUUCACCAGGGAGGGGGAGGACGUGGCCACAAGGAUGCCACCUGCUGACCUGGGGCAGCGUCCUGGGCCCUCAGAAGCACAGAUGGGAGAGGGGACCCCAGGUUGGAUGCCCUCUCCAGAGACAGGGAUCCAGCAGGGCCCUCAUGACACAGCCCAAGCAUCUGGCCAGGUGGCUGUCAUGGUCCCGCCAGGCCCGGGGUCCUUGUCACUGGCCCUGCGCAGGUGGGAGGUAAGGGCCACGUGGAUGAGACAUGACUCACUUCACAUGGGUCAUCCCUGGGGCUCAGGAUCCCAGGCGGCGUGGGGGGCAGCCUGCAGGAGAGCAGGGGCUGCUUCCUGGGUGUCCCCGGGGUCUGGCCGAUUGUCUUGAGAAGACGCUCCCUGGGGAAGGGCGCUGGAGACCAGUGGGCCGCUUCCCAGCACGGGAACGUCCUGCCGCCUGCAGGGACCAGCCCAGCGCUGGUUUUCCAGUGAGCUGUGAGGGCCAGCACGGGGCCCUGAGCGGGGACCCCUGUGAGGCCCGACGUGGGCCUCGGCCGUGUGCUUCCCCAGCUGGAAACGCUUCUCUGAGGCCAGAAGGGCUCUGCUGGCUUCUGCAAAGCCUGUGUGGCUCUGCUGGAGCUCGUCCUGGCCAUUCUGACGACUUUUCUGGGCUGCAAACCCGACUUCCAGGCCUCUUCUCUGGUCCCGAGGCCUGGGGACGAGCUGGCAGCCAGCACUCGGCUGUUGGCUGGGUCGGGACUUGGGUCCCAUCCGAGCACAGCCGCUGCGGACAUCAGGCUGCCUCCUGUCUGUUCCUGAAGGCCAGGCAGGUGCCGGGGGUCUGACAACAGAGGCCUCAGAGAGUGUCUGAGCUCUGGCCGGGGGGGUCCGGUGACAGCCCACCCUCUCCGGGCAGCUCUGGGCCUGCCUCCCUCCCCACUUAGCCUGGGCCUGGUAGGAGAAGGCAGCAGACAUCCAGGGCUCGGAAGUUAGCUGGACGGGCCUCUGUGUCCCUCCAGACCCGCUGGGCUCAGGGGUUCUGUCUCUAGGCUGGCCUGACUGGGGGAACUGGCCAGAGCAGACAGGGGCCUGUAUCCAGCCCUCCCCACCCACCCACCUGGGGCAGGAAGUGCCAGAGGCCAGGGUGCGUGCAGGAAAGUGGAGACACCCCCCCCCCCCAGGAUGGGGGACCUACGGGGGCAAACACCUGUGACUGUAAGAAAUCACUGGAACGUAUGUAGUGACUGCAUUGCUUCAAGCCGCGAGGGCUUCCUCACGAAACAUCAGCCGUGCUUACUCCCCCCAAACGAAAACCUCCGUGUGUGUGAUGCACCAUGAAUGAAAGCUAAGGGUGGACCAAGCUGGGAGGCAGGCCUACAGUAAACGUGCCCAGGACUCUCCCUGGCCUGUGCACAUGGGCGCAGCUGAGAUUAUACAUGCAAUCUUGUUCGGAUCAGUAAGAAAUACAAGACCUGAGCAGAUGAACUGACAAGACGGGCCGGUGCGAGUGGCCGGGGACCACGUUGGCAAGAUUAUUCUACUCCUCUGGUCGUCAGGAGAAGUGAAGAUGAGCCCUCAACCAAAUCCUGCUUCUCUUCUGUCGAAUUAAGGCGGACGUGAAGCCUCUGUCAUCUCAGCUCGCAGACGACGAGAAGCAGCCCCCCAGGCAGGGAGCGGGGGGCACUGAGACAGCCCGGGUCCCUGGGAGUCCAUCCAGUGGGGGCCCCGUGAGCACGUGUGCAGCCCAGGAAUUGCCGAUCGCACAGACCAGGCUGCCGACCUGCUCUCACAAACAGUGCAAACGUUCACGCGGAACCCAGCCCUCAUCGUACACUUGGAUAUGUUCUAAAGGGUGUGAAGGAAAUACACUAAAUUUAUCCAAAUAUCUUCUGAUAUGGAAACGUGGAUGGAUUUUUAUUUUCUUUUUAUACUCAUGUGUUUCCCCGUUUCUCUACAAAUAAGAAUUUAUACAAUUUUGUAGGUAGAAAAAGUAGAAUCAGUGCAUCCUUUCUUGGUUAACCCCUCAGGUGCCGGUGAGUGACUGUGCUGGACGGUCUCCGUCGUGGACGUGGCUAGACAGAUCGGGGAGGGGAUGGCUGCCACGUGCUAUGGUCAGCAGGGCGAUGGACCUGGACGGGCGGGCCUGCAAGGUCCGAGUGAGGCGAGGGUCACCACCACUCCUGGACUCCUGGGUCAAGCAUGUCAUGCAAGGAGGCCUUUGCCAUACUUGGGAAGGCUGGGGCUGGAGGCGUCCACUGGGGUCAGGGUCAGGGCUCCUGGGCCGAGAUCAGCAGCUGGCCAGAUGUGGAGAGAGCUCUGCAGCUAGGACCCUACGGCAGUCGGAACGGUAACCCCCCCCUCGUGCCCUGGCUCUGCUCCCUGUGCCCUCCCGCUUCUGGGCUGGGCUCAGGCAGCGGAGACAGAGCGAGGGCUGAGCCCACGUGCACCCACAACUGCACGUGGAGGUUCUCUCGGGCCCCUGCCACUUCCGGACGUGUGCUCGCUGCCUUGGGGUCCCCCAGCGGCCCUGCUUCCACAGCCCCGUGGGGGCCCUAGUCCUGCCGAGAGGGUGGGCGCCUGCCAACCUGGAGCCUCAGGCAGCCUUGAGUCCCUUGGGGCUGGGGGCAGAGAGCUCUGACCCUCCCUGGACACCCUCAGCUCUGGUCCAGCUCUGCCAUCAACCUGCUAGGUGUCCUUGGGCCUGAAACACCUAAAUCCAGUUAACACCCCCUCACCACUGAUGCGUUCGGGGCGCCCGCGUGUGCGGGCUCCACACAGAGCUGGGGAGGAGACAGCACGGUCCGGCGGGGGCCUCAGGGAAACCUGAGGUUCUCAAAGCUGCUCCUUUGAACCCUGUGCCGGCCUCGGGGUUCCAGGGCCACGGGCUUGGAGGAGGGGGGCUAAGCUGAGUCCUGUCUGGCAGGUGCCCUUCCUCCUGGCUCCUGGCUGCUGUCUGGGAGAGCAGGUGGAGAGCAGGGUCCCUGCAGGGGCUCUGAGUGCAGUGUCGAGGCGCUGUCAGAACCGGGGUGGGAUGUGCAGCCCAGCCGCCUGGGGAGGGGCCUUGUCUGUCCUGGAGGACGGCAGGCCGGAGGCAGUCAGUCCACAUUCCCCCCGAGCCGGCCACUGAGGGAAGACAGUGAAGACGUGAGCAGCGCUUACCCGGCUCACGGCCCCCAGCGGCUAAUCGCAGUGCAGGACAGGACGGACGGGCAGCGUGAGGCCCUCAGGGUGGGGCCUGGGGAGCGGCCCGUGUGAGCCGGACAGCCUGCACACAGCCCAGCGGCUGAGGACUCAGGAGGAGCCAGGAGGCCGUGGUGUGGUCCGCGUGAGAGGGACAGGGGCCUGUGAUGUGGGCGGGGCCUGGUGGGAGUGUGACCGGGGCCGCAGGCAGGUGGCAAAGGGCCGGGGCUCGGGCCGGAUGGGGUAGACGCGGGACCAGCCCGGAGGCGGACAAGCAGCUGCAGGGAGAGGGGAGGGGCUUUCUGGGGGAGGUCUCCCCAGCACAUCUGGAGAGGCCCCACCCGGGCCAUCACACCCGCUGCGUCCCAUUCCCAUGGCGUGUGUGGGACCCCUAGAACACCGUCCACUCCCUGCAGAGCUGGGCCUGCUGGGAGUCGGUACAGGGAGGUCAGCCCCAUGCGCCUGACCCAGGUCCAGGGUCCUAAAAGGCAGUGGCCACCAGGAUACUGUCUGUGGGACCCCAGGCCUCGGGGUCCCUGCCUCAAAUUGGGGCCACCCUAGGGGAUGAGGGAGCCAGUGGUCCAGCGGGGACAUGGGACGGGAGGCUGCUGGACACAGGUCCCACCACCUGAGGCUGUGAUGCUCUGUGGAAACCACACUCCCUGCUUUCCUGCCUCCGUCACUCUAUAGGUGAUAUCUCCGCUGCCCCAGAGCAGAGGCUGGAACCCUCACAUCACUUCACGGCUGUGAGCUGGCCUGUUGUGUCGCAUCUCCUGGGACUCUGGGGUGCCGGGUGUGGGUGCUUGGGGCCUCAUCAACCAGCAUGAACACCCCAGCUCUGCAGCCUCCCAGGGGCUCUGUGGGGGUGAGACACGCGUGUCUCCAUCACUCUGCCCUGUGCAGUUAUGCAGUGCCUGCUGUGUACAGGGCACAGUGCAAGACACGGUUAGGGAAGCAGUUGGAUGCAACUCAGACCCGAGGCCCUGGCCAGCACGGGGCGGAGGACACGCAGCUCACACUGGCCGCUGACGGAGCUCCAGUGCAUGCCCCCAUCAUGGCCAAGGGCGGGGUCCCACCCAGAGCCCAGAGGAAGGGGGCGCCCCCGGGCUGCCCUCUGUGACAGGCGUAGGGUUCUCCUCCAGCACUGGGGCCCGAGAUCUGGUUUUUGUCCUCGAGGAAGGCUGCUGGCAUCUUUCAAGUGUGCUGUCCGGGCGAGGCCAGCCUCGUGGACGAUCUCUGGGUUCCCGCCAUGCCCGACGGGAACCCUUGGUGUCUGCGGAGGCUGACGGCUCUCUUC